This is a messenger RNA of Python bivittatus (Burmese python), 2668 nucleotides long. The record is from RefSeq and is a predicted model, not a curated record. NCBI's taxonomy places the organism in Eukaryota, Metazoa, Chordata, Lepidosauria, Squamata, Pythonidae.
GCUCACAUCAUUCCCAGGCAACGCGGCCUGGUGUUCAGGUCUUUAUGCCUCCCCGGUUAAUGAGGAAAGCUUAAGUGCCUGCGAGUGCCCCCGAGCAGGAAGCACUUCAUUUCCCACAAUACCACUUUCGCGCCUCGCUCUCGCGAGACUUGGCGAGAGGUCGCAGGCGGGCCAGUGUUCUCGCGGAGAAGGCCAGAAGCGCCUGGGAGUCGGGCCUGGACGGUCGACGGGGAGGCGCGGCAGCCACAGCGGACCGACAUGGCGGAGACGGACCCCAAGACCGUUCAGGAUCUCACCACUGUGGUGCAGACUCUCCUGCAGCAAAUGCAGGACAAGUUCCAAACCAUGUCUGAUCAAAUAAUUGGUAGGAUUGAUGACAUGAGCUGCCGCAUCGACGACCUGGAGAAGAACAUAGCAGAUCUCAUGACCCAGGCCGGAGUGGAGGAGCUGGAAGGAGAAAACAAGGUGGCCGCUACCAAGACUUCAACCUGCCAAUAAUCUAUGAUGGUCACAGAAAAGAGACAUUUUUACAAGCCUACAUGGGUUUCCGGACACCAUUUUUGUUUUCUUGUUUCCUUUUUCCAACUACUAGUGUGUAAAAGCAUUUUUCUACAGCUGUAGAACUUGCGUUCUUAAUGUACCUUGUAUAACUAGAUUUGGAACAGUUUCUAUUCUGACUUCUCGUGCAUUGUGAGUUUCACACACUUUUUGGAAUUACCAUGUUCUGUACUAAUUUCAAUUAUUAAAACAUAAUUUGAUAGCUUGAUGGGUCAACUAAAAUGUUAAUGCUAUAUAAGUGGACUUUUUGUGAAGUUGGAUGUAAAAACAUUCCUUUUCCCAGUUGCCUUUUUGUAAUUCCUUUUACUGAGUGGGUAAAAAGUGUUGUGCUUUCUAUCAGCCUAUUUUGUGCACAAGGAUGAUAAUGUGUUCUGAGUCAAUGUGCAGAUUUGUUACUCUGUUAGUAAUAAGUAUAAAGCAAGAAAUAAUCUGCUUUGGAGCUGUAACUCUUCUAAGUUUUCUAUUAUCGAUCUAGGCACUCCUGUGAUUUCAGAGAGUGGACAGUUGAUAUAUGGAAGUAAGUUGUGGCUAACACUGGCCUGGAAACAGGAUUUUGUUAUUGGGAGGUAUCCCUUAAGCAAGAUACUUGAUAGUUCUAAUUAUAGAGAUCAGGUCUUUGGAUUUGUUAAAAAAUGCACACUUUUUCUGAAGGGUGACCCAGUAGACCUCUGGCCGUGGACUGCCAGUUUGCCUUUACAUCUUGUUAGUUGCAAAGUGACUGUUUGGACACAUCUAGUGUUGGAGCUGUUAGAAUGCUCUAAAUGCUACUAUGUAAAAUCACUGCUGAAAAUGUGCAUCAGGUUCUGUGGUAUACGAGUCAAUAUCCCUCAGAUGGCUUCAGAAUUGCUGCAGAGAAAGGCUAGUACUUUAAUCCAGAAUUUGAUGAAAUUGUGGCAAGAGUGUCCAGCAACUGAGGGCGAUCACCCUGGGGUUGCAGUCCUAAACCUCAGGAAUACGUACAGUUUUGGAUAAAGGUAAACGUGGGUAACUGUGUAAACAUGCUAGAAUGCUCUUAAGUUAUUCUUAUGUGCAGCCUUUUUAUGGAAGGGUCUGUGUUUGGAGUAUUAAGCUGUUGAGGAAGUUAGAGGACUAGAGCAUUGUUGCCUAGCUCCUAAAGCUGCAGAAUAAACUUACCACAGCUCAGAAGGAGCUCCUCCUGGGUUUCUUUGUUUCAAAAAUAGGUUAGGAAGUACCAUGAAAAAUGAACGGUGGGUCCUUUGCUCAGUUUUGUAGAUCUUGGUAGGGUGGAAAGGGAAAUUCCACCUGAUUCAGAGCUCUGUUCUUCCCUCCAAUUUUGGGUCUUUAGUUCUUUCAUGCUCGUGUGUGUGUGUGUGUGCACACGCAUGUGUGUGUGUUCCCUUGCACUGGCAGCAGCUGAACAAAGGAGUUUGCUGUGGAGUGAGCCCAAACCCACAAAAAUACAGAAAAGAAAUCACGUCCCUCAAGUCCAGCCUGUUCUUUUAACAGGUAAUUAUGAGUUUGCUGUAAGGAAAAUGUGAAUAGUAAAUUCCCUGGGUUGCAUGGGAAAAGGAAUAAUUGGCAAAUACCACGUAACAAUUUGGCUUUUAAGAAGGUACUCUACCUGUGUGGAUGGGAGCAGCUGUUUCGAAAACAGUCUUAUUCCCCCCCCACCCCCCACCCCAUUGGAAGAUUUCCCUUAUUCCACUGAAUAUUUCUUAAUGGAGCAGAAAAGAGAAAGACAGUUCUUUGGUGUUACUAAAAUUAGUGGAAAUGGUCACAUUCAGUCACGGUUGAAAAGCAGCACUUUACCUGUAGUAUCCAUUUAUUUUUUUAAACAAUCAUGGCACUUGUGAUGGUAGUGGUGGGUUGGUAACAUCUGAAUAAUCAUUUCUCAACCUGUCAGUGAAGUCAUCCUACAUUAUGUUAAGAAAGCAGAGGGAGAUGGUUUAAAAUGUAUCUUGUCUUGCCAGCCUUAGAUCUUUCUGGUCCUGCUAUUAACCAUGUCUAAAUAAAAUGCUGAAAUGGCACUAAGUAUUAUCUAUAUGUAGAAUAUGUAGUUUGAGCAUCUUUUUCGGUUUGUUGGAUACAUAGUGGUGGUUUGGCAGUAGGUUUUAGGCUGAGAAAAUAAAGCACUUUAUUUACUGCACGA